AUGGAGUCGAAACCCGGCGAUAUCGGUGCAGCGGGCGAAAAGAAGGUGAAUGAGGUGGCAAAGGUCGAGGAAGAGAAGCCUCUAGAAGAUGUCGAAGAAGUCCCAGAUCCAGAUGAGGAUGACUUGGACGAUCUAGAUGAUAUGCUCGAUGAGUUCGCCACUGUGAACAUAGAGCCCAAGAAGCCAGAGUUAGCAUCCGGGCCAGGAAGGCCUAUCGCUGCCACCGCUCCACCUCCUGCUGCGACAACUUCUGACGCAGCAGCGGACGAUGUGCUAGGUGACGAUGAAUUUGCGAAGCAGCUUCAAGCUGGUAUGGCCGAGUUGAUGGGUGAGAUUGAAAACUCGCCAGAAAUGCAGGCACAAUUCGAAAGCAUCUUCAAGGAGCUUGGUGCUGCUGCGGAUUCAGGAGCAGAGACACCAACGGCUCCGGCCGGACCAUCUGCCACCCAAUCUGCGGGCGCUGCCACAUCUGAGGCAUCAUUUCAAGAGACAAUUAGGAAGACGAUGGAACGAAUGCAAAACUCUGGUGACCAAGCCACGGCGGCAGCCGCCGCAGAGGGGUCCGAUGACUUCAUGGCAGAGCUCAUGAAGCAGAUGCAGGCCGGAGGUCUGGAUGGGGAGGGGUCUGAGGAGGAGUUCUCUAAAAUGCUGCUGGGCAUGAUGGAGCAACUAACAAACAAGGAGAUCUUAUACGAGCCGAUGAAGGAGCUGAAUGACAAAUUCCCGGAUUGGUUUGAGAAGAAUAAGGCCACUACAUCGAGCGAUGAUCUAAAGAGGUACGAAGAACAACAAGGCCUGGUCAAGGAGAUUGUGGCCAAAUUUGAGGAGCCAACAUACUCUGACUCAAAUGCGGCGGAUCGAGAAUAUAUCGUGGAUCGAAUGCAGAAGGUGAGGCAUUCUCUCUGA
Messenger RNA from Phaeoacremonium minimum UCRPA7, 906 nucleotides. RefSeq names its product putative pex19-domain-containing protein. Gene Ontology annotation, cellular component: peroxisome; peroxisomal membrane. Gene Ontology annotation, biological process: protein import into peroxisome membrane. Bases 1 to 906 code for a protein of 301 amino acids. The record is from RefSeq and is a predicted model, not a curated record. NCBI's taxonomy places the organism in Eukaryota, Fungi, Ascomycota, Sordariomycetes, Togniniales, Togniniaceae. The transcript has 2 exons.